Cylas formicarius (sweet potato weevil) is the source of this 1314-nucleotide messenger RNA. RefSeq lists its product as uncharacterized. The transcript has 6 exons. Gene Ontology annotation, cellular component: Set1C/COMPASS complex. Bases 28 to 1314 code for a protein of 428 amino acids. The record is from RefSeq and is a predicted model, not a curated record. NCBI's taxonomy places the organism in Eukaryota, Metazoa, Arthropoda, Insecta, Coleoptera, Brentidae.
GCGGCGCAGCGAACCAAAAUUGAAAAGAUGAGCGCUUUGGAAAUUGUAAAAGAGUUGAUCGAAACAAUAAAACAAGAAAUAGAUAAAACGGAAUCGUUGCCUUUCCACGAUGAAGAGUUUUAUAUUCCCGAAGAUCUCGACGGAAUUCGGAAUCUUUAUGAAAAACUAACGCGUCACCUGAAAGAACUGAAAAAAAAUUUAGACAAGUAUUUAACGAUAGUAGAGAAGACCGAGCUCAUUUCGAAUAUUCUGAGUUACAAGACGUACGAAGUCAGACAUAAUUUUCGAAUGAAAUUGGACGAGCUUCGGGAUCGUAGAGAAUGUCUAAAGGAAAUGUUUACCAAAGGAGAGGACGAAUCGACCGUCGCACUACAGUUGGUCGAAAUUAACGAUGAAAUAGAUAAAUUGGAAGGGAGGCAGUUGCACGAGCUAGAAUAUUUUAACCAACAAAAAAUUGAUGCUCAAAAAGAAUACGAGCAGGCGGUACACAUAUUGGACGCAGAUUUUAAAAAAAUGGUCAUUGUUUUUAAUCGAUUACUUCGGCUGGUGAAAACGGAAACGUAUGUCUCCGAUGAUCAAGAUGAAACUAAAUACGAUAAAUCCCUGCUGGAAAUAGAAAAAAUUAGACUUCAUGUGGAAAGAUAUGGCCAGUUGCAAGUCGUGGGCUGGAAAGAAUUAUACCCUGAAGAAAAAGUAUCUGAAAUGUUAGAAAAGAAAGGGCUCAAGGUCUCGUUAUCCGGAUUGCUGAUGACCGACAGCGGACGACAGCUAUCUUUUAAAGAAGCGAAAGCGCUGAAAUUCUUCGAAGGUUUCAGUCCCGAGACCAUUAAGGAAUUGCAGUUAAUUUUGGGGGACAGUGGCAAGGACGAGGAGAUAAGAUCUUGGAAAUCUGGAGACUCGACGGCGAGUAAAAUCUGCUCCGAAGAUGCGAAUUACCUGAAACGACAUUUAGGCAGGGCCCUAACGCUGGGUUUGGCUGAAAUAACGGCUUUGCAGCCGCGUGAUCCGAUCCACUAUUUAGGACACUGGCUGUUUAAGUACCGCUACAACCAACAAAUGGAAGACGUAAAUAAAAAAGAAUUUGAGAUAUUAAACGAGCAAAGAAUGAAGAUGGGCAAAGAACGAUGGCAAAAGUUUAUCCAAGACGAAGCGAGGGCUGCGAUAGUCGACGUCAUUAUCCGAACGGAGGAAACGGCCAUUUUAAAUCAGCUAAAACGAAUGGAACGGGAAAAUAAGGAAACGGAGGAAGGCGUGAACUACGAAGACGAAAUCGGGGACGUACUAGGGACGUAUAACGGUCGAAAUAACGCAUAG